CUAGAGAUAUUAUUUGGUUGUUAGUAGAACUCACGUCAAGUGCAUAUUGUUAGCCCUCGUAUAUCCAAAGUGCUGUGCGACGAACGAACGAUUAAGUAAGUGUGUCAUAUAAGCAUUUUGAACAAGCCAAGCCAAAAUGUUAGCCUAAGCAAGUAAACAGUAAGUGUCGGUCGAUCAAUAUACGGUUUCUACUUCGAAUAUAUUACUAUUACCAUCAAUCACUUUUGUUGCAUUUCGCAUUGCACCAAAAAACUUGAGCAAAAUUGCUGGCGAAAGUACUCCAGUCGGAAGUGGUGUUUCGUAAUACGGGUGAGAGCGGAUCACUGUUCAAUAAUUCAGGAGGAUAUAUAACAACAUUAAGAACGGACUAAGAGAGACCAAAACGCGAUUCCAACGCCGUUAAUUUACGUACCGAAUGGCGCUUUCGUUUCUAUCCCAAAACUCCGGUCUGUUGGAUUUACAAAGCAUAUUCGAUCCACAAUAUUCUCAUCAUCAACAACAACAACAUUUGAGCCAUCACCCUCAACAUCACAUUCAACAACACCAAAAUCAACAACUACAACAACAAGCGGAGCAGAUUCAACAACAUCGCACCCUUUCAACAAAGUUCGAUUUGACCCUGUUCAACGAACUCGACCAAAUGGAAUUCAACAACUUAAAUCGCAGUCAAUAUCAGAAUAAUAAUAAUAACAAUAUUAGCAACAUCAGCAAUAAUCAAAACUCCAACAACAACACCACUAACGGUAUUAGUGAAAAUCUAAAUCAGAUCCAAAACCGCCACUUAAUCAGCGGCUACCACCACCAGCAUAUCGGAUCGGACUAUGAGCAAGUGAUCAACUUUGUUGACUCGCCGCCAAACUCAGAGGAAUCGUGGACAGAGAGCAGCUCGCUAAUCGAACAAAUUACGAUUGUCGUAGACGGACAGUCGAAGGAGUCGCCGGGACCGCAGAUCAUCGACGUGCAGACCAUUUACCUGAACAGCGGCUCACGCAAAAGACGAAUGGAUUGGGACUCCCUGGACAUUGGCCAAAGUGAGAACUCACCCACAGCAUCGCAGAGCGGCGAGCUGCCCACCAAAGUGGCCCACCAGGAGAAGGACAAGCACAAGCGCGAGAAGCACUCGGGUCGCAGCAGCUGGAGCGAUGAUAUCGGCUUCGAUCUGAACGCCGAGUUUAACAGCAACUCGUACUUGAACAAUGAGAACUUUCUGUCGUUCUCCCCUACGCUGACCACCCUCAAGCAGGAGCCACAGACGGAUCAGAUCAAGCCGAGCCCCAAGGUAUCCCUGGACAAUGCCGCAGCAUCGCCCUCCAUCGCCAUUGCCAAGUUGGAUGAGGUCCAGAACUCUCCGCCGCAUGCCAUUUCUGGCCAGGAUUCGGCCAACGGCAACGCCUGCGGAUGUGGCUCUCCACAGGGUUCACCCUUAGCCAACGCGGAGUUUGAGUUGAACGACAAGGGAAAGCCCCAGCAACUUAGCGUUUUGGAUCCCGCUAAAAUCGAGAUCGGUUCCGCCAACGGAGCUACCCAUGCGGACGACCACAAAUUUCAGUACAUUUUAGCAGCAGCCACGUCGAUUGCCACCAAGAACAAUGAGGAGACUCUGACGUACCUCAACCAAGGCCAGAGCUACGAAAUAAAGCUGAAGAAGAUCGGAGACCUGUCCCUCUAUAGGGAUAAAAUACUGAAGAGCGUGAUCAAGAUCUGCUUCCACGAGCGCCGCCUGCAGUUUAUGGAGCGCGAGCAGAUGCAGCAAUGGCAGCAAUCCCGCCCAGGCGAACGCAUCAUUGAGGUGGACGUACCGCUCUCGUACGGCCUCUGCCACGUGUCGCAGCCACUGAGCUCCGGCUCACUGAACACUGUCGAGAUCUUCUGGGACCCACUGAAGGAGGUCGGCGUCUACAUCAAGGUCAACUGCAUUUCAACCGAAUUUACCCCAAAGAAGCACGGCGGCGAGAAGGGUGUGCCCUUCCGACUGCAAAUUGAAACCUAUAUAGAAAACACAAACAGUGCCACCGCCAGCGGCUCGGGCGGCAGCAACAACAGCAACAGCGCCAUCGCCAGCGGCAACGGAAACGGAAACAGUGGCUCCGCAGCCCCAGCAUCACCGGAACGGACUCCCAGUGGCGGCAGCAAUGGCAAACAGGCGGUCCACGCAGCUGCCUGCCAGAUCAAGGUAUUUAAGCUAAAGGGAGCUGAUCGCAAACAUAAACAGGAUCGGGAGAAGAUUCAGAAGCGGCCCCAAUCGGAGCAGGAUAAAUUCCAGCCCAGCUACGAGUGUACCAUCAUGAACGAUAUAUCCCUGGACCUGGUGAUGUCCGCCACCACAACUGGCUGCUACAGCCCCGAAUACGGGGCCAUGGGAAAUUCGAAUUGUGAAUUUCGCGCUGGAGUUCCUCGCAUUCGUGAACAUGCGCUUGCAUCUGAAGGAUCGUCGCUUCUGUCAGCCUCAGAUACGGAACGAGCUCUACUGGAUUUUAUGAAACUUUGGCCAAACUCGCCCGUGCACAUACCCAAGUACGAUGGAAUGCUUCCGUUUGCGCCAAGUGCAGCAUCGCCGGCUACCAGCAGCAGCCCCAUAGCCAUCAACUCGGUGACAUCGACCAACUCGCCCACCCUCAAGCUGAUGGACGCCACAAACAUGGUCUCACCGCAGCAUGUGCCCGCUGACAUGGACGACAAUAGCCAGAACAUAAUGCCGGAAUCGACGCCCUCACAAGUGACGCAGUGGCUGACCAAUCAUCGCCUCACCGCCUAUCUCUCUACGUUCGCACAGUUCUCGGGAGCGGAUAUCAUGCGCAUGUCCAAGGAGGAUUUGAUUCAAAUUUGCGGACUGGCCGAUGGCAUUCGCAUGUUCAACAUUUUGCGCGCCAAGACUAUUGCGCCCAGGCUAACGUUGUACGCCAGCUUGGAUGGAUGCAGCUAUAAUGCCAUCUACUUGUUGUCGAGCACGGCCAAGGAGCUGCAGCAGAAGCUGUUCAAGAUGCCCGGCUUCUACGAGUUCAUGGCCAAGGCCAGUGCCCAGGAGAACGGAGUCGGUGGAGCAGCCACUGCAGCUGCUGCAGCCCUCUUCAACAAUUGGGGCAUGCAAUCCAAGUACUCGGGCAGCGGCUCCAAUAUCUUCAACGACGCCAACAAGAGCUGCGUGUACAUAUCGGGGCCAUCGGGCAUCCUAGUGACCGUCACCGACGAGGUGCUGAACAACGAGAUCAAGGAUGGCAGCCUCUACGCGCUGGAGGUGCAGGCCGGCAAGGUGAUCCUCAAGCUGAUCAACAAGCAGGACAACAACUAAGCAAAGUUUUGGCAACGCAGAUGCACUGUAGUAGACACCACCCGAGCAAUCAAGUAUAGUUUAUAGCAUUUACACGCAGUAGGAUGGCACAUUGAAACCGUUUUCUAUAUAGACUUUAAUUUGUAUGAGAUUUCGCGCAGCAAUUUUGAACAAGUAAAAAAGCAAGCAGCCCCCUAACCUCGUUCCCUAAAAUCUUUGUUAAAGAACUAGUGCAAAAUAUUUAAGAUUCGUUUUCAGUUCUCACUUUAAGUUUUGUUUAUUUUAUAUGUAUUUUAUACCACCUACGAUAUUCGACUACAUAUGCACAUUUAAUUCUCCGAUGCGAUGGCAUUUCGAUUCGUUUUUUUCCUACUUUUAAUUUCUUUUAUCGUUAUGGCGUAUGCUUAUCACUUAACUAUUAUAUAUAUGUUUGUAGAUCCACACCAAUAUCAAUUGUUUGAAGUAGAAAAAAAAAACCCAAAAAAAAAAACAACAAUUUUAAAAUAUUGAUAAUUACCUUGAAGUACAGUACCACGAAUACAAGAAUUGAUCAAUUGUUUCGAAGCAGAGUUCAACUAGCAACCAAACAACAACUUUUGUAUGUGAUAGAAGCAAUAAAGUGUUAUCCACAAGUGGACUGUCAAAAAAUG
Drosophila erecta is the source of this 3918-nucleotide messenger RNA. It is a transcript of the gene gem, whose product is annotated as upstream-binding protein 1. Gene Ontology annotation, cellular component: nucleus. Gene Ontology annotation, biological process: regulation of transcription by RNA polymerase II. The transcript is spliced from 13 exons. Lineage: Eukaryota; Metazoa; Arthropoda; Insecta; Diptera; Drosophilidae. The record is from RefSeq and is a predicted model, not a curated record. Gene Ontology annotation, molecular function: DNA-binding transcription activator activity, RNA polymerase II-specific; RNA polymerase II cis-regulatory region sequence-specific DNA binding. Bases 416 to 3289 code for a protein of 957 amino acids.